Molecule: messenger RNA, 1996 nt
Organism: Phalacrocorax carbo (great cormorant)
Lineage: Eukaryota; Metazoa; Chordata; Aves; Suliformes; Phalacrocoracidae
Source: RefSeq, a predicted model, not a curated record
UGGGGGGUAAUACUGUGCUCUGAGUCGGGUUCGAAAUUAGUGGGAGCAGCGCUGUCACGGAGUUCCAAAUGCUCCUGUCAAGUGGGGAAAGUUUCAUGCCUCUGUCAAACCAAAUCCCACGGCAGCUGGUAGUGACUAGCCCUGAGGUACACAUCCACUGUGAUGUGUGCCAAACUACAGACUUUUGUUUGGUUUUGAGGAUGUAUUUUUUUAAAAGUUAAUGUGCGGUGCAUGUGUUAAGGACGGUAACUCGAUGUAGCUAAACACUAAGGUUACAAUCACUUAAGUGUUGCCCUAUGUUGCAAAUGUAAACAGUAUAUCAGUUGUGUCUCAGUGAGAGGCAUGAGGCACUCUGUCUUCCUACCCAAAACCAUUCCUCCUCUUCUCAUGAAAUUGCUGUGAGGAAGAUUGCUUUAGGUGACAGCUUAAGAACAAAGGCAGCUUUUAAUCUUCUAAGGGUCUCUGCCUGAUGCUUGGCAUGGGGUAGUGUUGGUUUCAUAUAGCAGGUGAAAUUAAUGUAUAAUGAAUCCAGUUACAGGACAGACUGCUGCUCUAUGCUGUCUCGUGGUAGGCCAACAAGAAACUCAAGCUGCAGGCCUGUUUUUGUUCAAGGCAGAAGAUAAACUGGAUAAAGAAACACUAGCUACUGUGUCCUGGAGAGACUUGCUGUGAAACCUUCCUGAGUGUCUUCCUCCUUCUGUAAAAAUCUGGGAUGUUGCUGAGAGCAGGGAAGAGAGAUUGUGAACCUUUUCUGAGUGUUCUGCUAGGCCUCAGUUUUUCAGUAGGGCAGAUAUUUGUCAACCUCUGUAGUGGCAAGCUGAAGCAGUCAUAUUUUGCCGCUCUAACUGGACUCACAGAUGCAGUUAUUGCAUGGAAAAUGUUUAUUGGCGGCCUUAGCUGGGACACUACAAAGAAAGAUCUGAAGGACUAUUUCUCUAAAUUCGGUGAAGUAGUAGACUGUACUCUGAAGUUAGAUCCCAUCACUGGGCGAUCAAGAGGCUUCGGCUUUGUACUCUUCAAAGAAUCGGAGAGCGUAGAUAAGGUCAUGGACCAGAAAGAACACAAGCUGAAUGGAAAGGUCAUUGAUCCAAAAAGAGCUAAAGCCAUGAAAACAAAAGAACCUGUUAAAAAGAUUUUUGUUGGGGGUUUAUCUCCAGAUACACCUGAGGAGAAAAUAAGGGAGUAUUUUGGAGGUUUUGGUGAGGUUGAAUCAAUAGAGCUCCCCAUGGACAACAAAACUAACAAGAGGCGUGGAUUUUGCUUCAUUACUUUCAAGGAGGAGGAACCAGUGAAGAAAAUAAUGGAAAAGAAAUACCACAAUGUUGGGCUUAGUAAAUGUGAAAUAAAAGUAGCCAUGUCAAAGGAACAGUACCAGCAGCAGCAGCAGUGGGGGAGUCGAGGAGGAUUUGUUGGAAGAGCUCGAGGAAGAGGUGGAGGCCCCAGUCAAAACUGGAACCAGGGAUAUAGCAACUACUGGAAUCAGGGGUAUGGGAACUAUGGCUACAACAGCCAAGGGUAUGGAGGUUAUGGAGGAUAUGACUACACUGGUUACAACAACUACUAUGGAUAUGGUGACUAUAGCAAUCAGCAGAGUGGUUAUGGGAAAGUAUCUCGGCGAGGUGGUCAUCAAAAUAGCUACAAACCAUACUAAAUUAUUCCAUUUGCAACUUAACCCCAAACAGGUGGAGAUGCAGUAUUUUGUCAUUUGAAGAUUCAUUUGAGGUGGCACAUGCUACCUACUAAUAGCAGUUCAAACUAAUUUUUGUAUCAAGUCCAUGAAUUGGAAGUAAGAUGUUGGGUCCCUCUGAAGUUUGAGUUUUCAUUAAGACAAAAUUGCUUUCACAGUCUUAUUUCUUAAUUGCUAUGCUUAAGAAUCAAUUUGUUUUAUGCCCCUUCCUCAGUAUUGUAGCGCAAGUCUUGUGUUCAAAAGCCCAGUGUGACAGUGUCAUGAUGUAGUAGUGUCUUACUGGUUUUUUAAUAAAUCUUUUUGUACAAA